Messenger RNA from Cryphonectria parasitica EP155, 810 nucleotides. RefSeq lists its product as uncharacterized. NCBI's taxonomy places the organism in Eukaryota, Fungi, Ascomycota, Sordariomycetes, Diaporthales, Cryphonectriaceae. The transcript is spliced from 2 exons. The annotation marks the transcript as partial. The record is from RefSeq and is a predicted model, not a curated record.
GUCAUUAUCAAACUCAGUGAUGGAGAGCGCACCUCGGGCAGAAUUACCGAGGAGCAUGUCGGCGCAGCAGUGUCUGCAAUGCAUCGCGACGGUCUAGUGGUCCUAGAGAAUGCUGUGGAUGUCGAACAUAUUGAUAAGCUGAACUCGAUCCUCAGCAGCGAAGCUGAGGCCAUGGCCAAGCUUCCAACGACGCAUUUUAACGAUAACUCGAGCGAUGGCAAACCCACAGGCAACAUGUCCCAGGGCCCGCCCCUAAAGUCCGACCUGAUGUAUACCGACAUCUGGGCUAACGAGCCCGCCUGUACUGUUAUCUCUGCUGUCAUGGGUCCCAGUCCACGGGUGAACUAUGUCAACGGGAACACUGCCCUGGGAGGCUUCAGCGGUGCGCGCCAGCGUGUUCACGCGGAUUUAACCUUCAACCAUGCUAUGUUUCCCUUCGCCAUCGUGACAAACUACUAUCUCUGCAAUGUCUCUCCGGCCAAUGGGUCAACGGAGCUCUGGCUUGGUUCUCACCGCGACACUUCGUUCCGCGAUCACCGCAACUGCCGCCAGACUGAGAACGGGGCUGAGUAUGACAAAACAUUGGAGUUGGAUUUCGGCAUCCGUGACAGGCUGCUCGAAGAACGACGGGCAUGGGCUCCACCUAUUCAGCCCACUGUCGAGAAAGGAUCAGUGGUCAUACGCGACCUGCGACUGUGGCAUGCCGGCCUGGCGAAUCCUGCCACCGAGGCUCGGAUUAUGCUGGCUUUUGUUCACACACCUUGGUGGUACCAAUGCCCAGCCAAGGUGGUUGUUCCUGCUUCUGCUGAG